Messenger RNA from Brassica rapa (field mustard), 4996 nucleotides. RefSeq lists its product as uncharacterized. The record is from RefSeq and is a predicted model, not a curated record. NCBI's taxonomy places the organism in Eukaryota, Viridiplantae, Streptophyta, Magnoliopsida, Brassicales, Brassicaceae.
UAUCUAAAAUAUAAAUAAUUAAAACUAAUUUCUAUAAAACAUAAGAUAAUUCUUAAAUAUAUUAUUUUUUACUAUAAAAUAUAAAUUUUAAUGCAUGAUUUAUUUAUUUUAAACAUAAUUAAUAAUAUAUUAUGUUGGUUUUGAUUUGAUAGUUAUAAACUAAUAAAUAUCUAUAAAAAUAUUAUGCCCGCAUGUACGGGCAGAAUAUCUAGUUAUACUAUUAUUUGCGAAGUAAAUUUUUGGAAUCGAGCUCUCACGUUAAAAGUUAGAGCGGUUAAUAUCUAUAAUACCCUUAAUGAAUUAUAUAUAUAAUUAAUUAUAUAACCAAAAACGAAUUUUUAUUAAUAAUAUUAACUUUUUAAAAAAUAAGAUAAGUCUUAUAUAUUGUGUUGUUAUCUUAAAACAUAUUUUUCAAUUAUAAAAUUUAAAAAUAAACUAUAAAACAAUUAUAAUAAAUUCAAUGGUUAAAGUCAAUGUUAUCUUUAAUAAAUUUUAAUUAAACAUAUAUAUAUUUAAUUAGAUUUUUGUCAUAUAUAUAUAUAUAUAUAUAUGUUUGAUUUAAUUUUUUUGAAAACAUAAAUAAUAAGUUAUUAUGAUGGUUUUUGAAUUAAUAAAAAAUAAACUAAUAAAUAUUUGUUAAACGAUUAAGCCCGCAUAUGCGGACAAGACACCUAGUUGUACCGUAUAAUUCUCUUUUUUGGUCGGCGAUUAUACCGUAUAAUUCAUGAUGAAAAUUCUGCAACUCUUAUGGAUAUAAAUUCAGAAAAGGACAAAACGUUUAAUACUAAAGCUAAAACGAAAUUAGGGGAAAAAACCAAGAACAUUGAUAUUCAGAAAAGGCAAUAAAAUAUAAAAAUUAUAAAGAAGUAUAAGACAAAAUGUCUUCCUCUCCCCCAACUCCUCCAGCAUAACGCCUCCGAUGAGAGUGAUGAAACUUCAAUGGUCUCCCAUAAAUCCUCCAUUCAAGAUGCCUACUGACCCUCCACAUUCCCCCUCCGGCUCGAUGAUAUCUAGCUCCAUGUAUUUGCUUCUUCUCAGACUAUUUAUACACCAUUACCCAUCACUCUUUCCUCGUAUCGUAAAAUCCAUACCUUUAUCAUGGCAAAAAAGACUGCAAUCCUCACCGACGAAGCUUCUUCUCCUCUCCUCUUCCGACAUGUUUCACCAGGAUCAGGAGAUUCCACCUUGUAAUUUAGGCUUAUUCAUUUCUGGGAAGCUCGCAAGAAUGUCAAAGGAGGACCAUGCAUGUUUCUUGAGAUUGAGAUGCUUAUGAUCGAUGAAGAGGUAUGUUUUCCUGUCUCAUUAUUCAUGUCGGUGCCAACUUCUGAAAUACACGAACAGAAAAGUAUAUUAGCGUAUCUUGGAAAAAAAAUACUUGAUUUAUUGGUUUGAGAGGAUUAGUCGUGAGUGCUGUGAUAGAGAUUGGAUUAAUAUAAAACAUCUCUUCGACUAAUACGAGAAUUGAAAAGUUUGUUUUAUUGCCUUAUAUAUAUCUAUUAUAUUAGCGUCUCUUGGAAAAAAAAAUGUAUUGGUUUGAGAGAAUUACUCGAGAGUGCUGUGAUAGAGAUUAGAUUAAUAUAAAACAUGUCUUUGAAUAAUACAAGAACUGAAAAGUUUGUUUUGUUGCCUUAUAUCUAUCUAUUUUAACACUUAUAACUUGAUAUAUUGCAGAUAUUUUUUACAUUCAUUACAAGCAACAGACUGAAGUAAGACAUUCUACUUUUAUGAUAUUCAACUGACUCAAUAUUGUCUCUCUGCUCUGUAGGGUACUUUGGCUCAGGGGUUCAUCGGUCAGAAUCUCCGCAACCAAUAUGAAAAAGAGCUCGAGCGUGGGAGCAUCUACACACUGACAAAAUUCUAUGCAUCCAACAGCAAGGUGAUGUACCAUGUUGCUGAUCAAAAGCUGGUAAUUUGCAUCUCACACGUCUCUGCCCUGUCGAAGGUUGAAGAAAACAUUGAAGGCAUUUUGACAGAGCGCUUCAGAUCCAUUCAUUUUCAGAUUUUGAAGCCAACUGCGAUCUCAGAAGGGAUAUUCACGGUAAGGUUUAGAUGAGUUCUUAUCAAUUUUAAACUUUUAAAAAAAUCCCGGAAUUAUAAACCAUCUGUUUGUUUUAUAAAUACUCUGCUGGAAAGAAAAUAAUAAUCUUCAAAACCUAGGUACCUUAAAAAAUUUCAUUCUCGCCAAACACCAGUGUAGCUUCUUCGUACAUUGUUUCUAACCGUUUGAGUAACUAUGUGUGUGACUGUGUGUUGUAGAUGUUGUUGGCCACCUUAAGCUGGUCGAUGGUCAGCCUCUCCAUCAGCGUCCGGUUUUGUGCACCAAGGAUGACUCAACUUCUCGGAGAGUUAUGGUUCAUUUGCAGCUUAAAAAUGGUCCAGUAAUGAACAUCUACCUAUGGGACGAGGCUGCGGAAAAUUUCUGCCUUAAGUUUGACGCAUGUGCAGCCACUCCAACGGUUCUAUUGAUCACAACGGUCAAUCCUAAAAGACUAGGAAAAUUGCGCCUAAGUUCAAUGUCGUAUUCCAGAGUGUUUUUGGACGAAGAGGUUGACUCCCCCAAGGAGUACUUGACCUGGUUGACCACGAACCUAUCUGCAACUUCUUCGGUCAACCCUGUUGAGGUGGUUAAAGCUGAGACGCUCACAAUAAGUGAGAUUGCUGCCUUCAUCAAGCGUCAGCCUGCUAAGGUAAUCCCAUUUGGUUAUGAAAAUCAAACACUUUUUUGAAUUUAGUUGCUGACAACCCUUGGCACAUGAUUUCAAAUUGCCUACUUUGACUGCAUUGCCAGAAUUGAUGAUGUCAAACUUAGCACUGAGUGGUAUUACAUUGCUUGCAAGGAUUGUCAGCCAAAGUAGGUCUGCGCAUUCGGGUCAUCGGGUCGGGUUCUGAUCGGAUCCUUUUGGGGCCGGGUCUUUCGGGUCUAAGAGUUUAGGAUCGUGCCGGGUCCGGGUCGGUUCGGAUCGUGCCGGGUCCGGGUCGGGCCGGGUCUUAGAUAGUUAGAUCCAUUCGGGUAACUAGAAUUUAUCGGUUCGAAUUUAGUUCAGUUUCGGUUUCGGGUCGGGUUCGGUUUGGAUUCGAUUUAAAAAGACCUAAAAAUACAAAAAAAUAUCUGAAAAUAUUUAUAUAUCCGAAAAUAUUCGAAAUUUUAUUCAAAAUUUGUGUUUUUAUUAUAUUAAAAUGUGUAUAUAUAUUAAACAAUGCGAGAUACAACAACAAUCCGUUGUCUCCUAGUGGUUGACCCCCAUGUUCUCUAGACAAAUAACACGUCUUCGAUUCUCCCUUGAUGCACUUUAUUUAAUUUACAUUAUUAAUUCGGAUACCCAUCGAGUUUCGGGUUUGGGUCGGGUCGGGUCGGGUCCAAGACCCGCGGAUCCUCUGCAACAAGACCCGACAUGGUAAUUUGAUCGGGUCGGUUUUUACCCGAACCGUGUUUUUUCGGGUCGGGUCUUCGGUCCGGGUAAAAUGCCCAGGCCUAAGCCAAAGUUAAACCGUGGGUCUACAACACUGAUUUGUCCAAAAUGGUGCAAUGAAAAUGCUACUACAGUAGCCAAGUAAGAUUCUCCCUUCAAACAUAUAUGCAUUCUACAAAGUAUAUACUAAUCACUUGCCCUUUAAACAACUACCGGGUGGCGAUGUCUGUCUAUGAUAAUGAGGAGCAAUUCACUUUCAUCAUUCUCAGAGAUGCUGGGAAAGAGUUCACUGGCAGAAAAGCAAUAGAGUUGAUUGACACUUAUGUUGAGGUUAGUGUUAUUCUACUACGUCUUUGCAUUAUAAUAGCUACCAAGUUGAUAAAGGGAUGCUGUUAUAAUAGGAAAACGGUGGUGAUGGGACUGAGCUUGAGGUUCCACUGCCACAAUGUUUUAUUGAUACAAAAGGACAAACAAAGAAAUUCAGGAUCAAGGUGGCCCACUACAAUUUCACAUCUACCAGACUAUCCUUGACCGCUACCAGAAUUGUCUCAUCUGCAGUUUUACUACCAAAGAAUCCCCCACUCAACACGCCACCUAUUCCUUUAUCCACAACCCAAAACAGCCGUGCAGCAACUGAAGUGGAAAUCUCAGACGUGGCUGAGAGCAGUGGGGGUGGAUCUCCCUAUGCAAACGAUCGUCCAACUUCAGCCACUGACGACCAGAAGAAACCAAAGCGUAUCAAGCGUUGUGGUUAGAUCACCUACACUAAAGCCACUCCAUCAAUGGCUGGUAUAGACUAUCCAGUCAGCAUGCUUCUCUAAUAACAGUCUUUUUUAUUUUUCCUUAGUUAUUUACUUUUCUUUUUGCUAAGACAGUUUAUUAUUGGAAAAACAUCAUGGUUUUGGUUUUCUUUUUAAAGUUGUUGGUUAUGCAAUUUAUAAUAUUUUAUGUCCAGUUAUUAAUUAUUCUACUUAGAACAAGAAAACAAAAUACAAUGCAUGCAGUCGAAUUAUUUGACCGUUUUUAAACCCUCUAAGAAAGUUACUCUUAAAGAGUCACAUUAGACUUCUAGCUUUGGUUUUUGCUACCACAUAUUUGCCAUCAAUUUGAUGCGCCCUGUGAAAAUCAUAAAAUCAAAUCCACUUGAUUUCUCCAAAUUUAACUGGCUCCAGACUAAUAUUCUUCUAGCUGGUCAACAACUUAAGAAAGGAAAUUGUCAUAUUUCAUACCAAAAAAGCCGACUGCUUUCAUUGAGAGUUAAAUAAAAUAUAUGCUAUCUUUAAUACAAAUAACAAAAUGUAUGAAAUAUAUUAAGUGAAAUUAGGAUCAACAACUCUAAGUUUCACACCACAUAUCCAUCGUCUCUCAUUCCGAACUUUGAAAAACGAACCAAGUAGGAGAGAAUCAAACUGAAACUACUAAAAAUUAACUUACAUUAUCUACAACUAAAAACUAGCAAACAAAAAUAAAUUUACUUUAUUUAAAGGGAAAUAGGGAUGUAUAGCCACAAAAAAAACAAUAAUUAAGUAACUAACCAAAAAAUAAAGUACCUCCAUUAUUUUUACAAUAUAUACUAUAUUGCCCCU